Messenger RNA from Gamsiella multidivaricata, 2457 nucleotides. RefSeq lists its product as uncharacterized. The transcript is spliced from 2 exons. The coding region runs from base 473 to 2200 and encodes 575 amino acids. Gene Ontology annotation, biological process: double-strand break repair; telomere maintenance via telomerase; telomere maintenance via recombination. Gene Ontology annotation, molecular function: single-stranded telomeric DNA binding; G-quadruplex DNA binding; double-stranded telomeric DNA binding. The record is from RefSeq and is a predicted model, not a curated record. Gene Ontology annotation, cellular component: condensed nuclear chromosome; Mre11 complex. Lineage: Eukaryota; Fungi; Mortierellomycota; Mortierellomycetes; Mortierellales; Mortierellaceae.
UGACGCUGAGGCCAUCGCCGCAAGGGACCUGUUGUCCAGCAAGGAGACUGAGCUUGCAGAGGCUGUCCAGACCCUGGAGAACAAGGUCAAGGUCGCAGAGGCUGACCGGGAUGACGCCGAGACACGUCUGGAGGAGGUCGAGCGACGCUACCAGGCCGUGGGCGAGGAGAUCAAGGUUCUUCAAACGAGUGUUGAGGAGCAUCUAGUUACGAUCGAGCUACUGCAGAACAAGCUGAGCGAGGCACAGCACUCACCGUCCUCGUCAAGACCAGCGUCAAUAUCCUCCUCGGUCGCAAAUUUUGCCGCAGGCGAAGAAUCUACGGUCAUUCAGAGGCUUGAGAAGGAGAAGGCACGGUACAGAGCGCUUGUUCGCGAGAACGAGAAGGAGAUCGAGCGCCUCAGCCAGGAUCUGGAGUUGCUUGCAUCCGAGUUCUCGGACGCGGCUACGGCAUUCGAGGAUGCGGAGGAGGAGAUGAAGGCGAGGAUUACGGAGCUGGAAACGCUCCUGGAGGAGAAGGAUGCCGUUAAGCCCAACAAUCUCUCGUCGACAUCGUUAGCCUCGAACAACUCGAACUUGCAUCCGUCUUCGGCAACCACGGCAGCACAGCUCACGUCCUUAAAAGCUGAGCGUGACCAGGCGUUGCAGUCGUCCGAGGAGCUGUCUUCGAUCGUCGCGGAGCUGAAUGAGAAGAACCACAGUCUGCAGGAGCGACUGCUCACGCUCGAGCGGGAGCAAGAGUCGAUCAAACUGCAGCAUGUCCUGGAGCAACAGGCGCAGCAGGAUGAGAUCCGGACGCUCAAGGACCGUGCCGAGCGGCUGGACCGCAAUGCAAGCCCAAGUCCUCAUGAUGAUGACCGAAUUGUUGCGAUGCAUGAACGUAUUCUGCGACACAAGACGUCAACUUCGUCGGAUCAGCUCGUGAACGGUAAAGCGGAGGAUUCGCUGGCGACGCCCCGGCAGAGCUGGAGCACGACGGCGUCUGGUUCACAGCAGCUUGGUAACAGGGCAGGACGACAUGAGUCGACACUGAUUCAGCAAGCGAAGCAGAUCAAGAUGUUGGAGGAGAAGAUUGCAGAGCUCCAGGCAGCUAAUGGUGCAGGUGAAUCAUCACCUACGGCUAAUGAUAACAACAGCAAUAACAACGGUAGCCAUGGCCAAAAGGUGCCGCCAUCGGCCUCGACGUUAGCGAUUGGGUUAGGUAUCAUGCACAAGUCGUCGGAUCCUGAACUGACCCGGUUGAACUCUACACAGAUGAUUCCUCGUCAAAGUCUUGAAAAGAUAUCGCCAGCAUUGCGUCCGUUUCCAACGUUCGGAUCCGCGGUCAGCACACCACCGACCCCUCCACCAACAGCGCCACUUCCUCCGCCUCCUGUAGGCGCCGUUGUGGCUGCUAAGAGCAUGCCGGCACAUUUGACUGGAAACGCACCGCCGUCGCCCAGGAUUGGUGGAGUGUUCAAUCUGGAGACGGCUUCGCCGAGCGCGUCGCCAAGUAUGAAACCGUCAAGGACUGGAUCGGCUAAUAGUCGCGCGGCUAUUGCAGCAGCAACAGCAGGUUCACCUGGAGGGGCGCGUCGUGUGGAUCGGGACUCGACAGCGUCGAAUGUUUCAGAAUCGACGCAUAACAAUGGAUGGGCGAGCCCGACGGGAAGCACGAUGAGUGUGAGCAACAUUUCGGCUGCAACUGCACAGGCACUCCACGGCGUUGAGGUGAACGAGCUGAAGGGAGUGGUCGAUACGUUGGCGCAUCAAGUGCAGGCGUUGAAGGUUGAGCAGACGAUGCAGCAGGGCAAGAUUCAUCGGCUGGAGGCAGCGCUUGCGGAUGCGGAGGAGCGGGUGAAGCAGGCGAAGAGCGAGAGAGACGCGUCACUUGCGGAGAAGGAGCAGCUGGCGAGGGAGGUGGAGCAGGUCCGGGCGGAGUUGGCGGCGGCGAAGCAGAAGGGCGAGACGGAUCGACAGGGGCUGGAGAGUUUAGUGGAGAAGGAGAGGAGGGAGAAGGAGAAGGCUGUGGAGACGCGGGCGAUCAUGGAAGCACGGAUGGAGGAGUUGAUGGCCAGGAAGAACACUGACAAAGACCUUGGACCGCAACAGCCACGCCAAUCACUACAACAAGCACAACAGCAACAGCAACAGCAGCAGAAUCCUCAACAAGCUGCAAAGAGAUCGAGUGUUUGGCGGAUUUUUAGGAGAUCGAGAUCAUGAAGAUAAUGAUGUCGACACCAUAGACUUACGGGAACCAAGAACAACAUGCAUGGCAGGACCAUGCUUAGAUUAGACAAAAUUAGAUUGGAUUAGACGGCACAUAGAAACAUAAUACCUGAGUUAUGAACAACCUUAAAUUCGAACAUAUUUCAUUCCCAGCACAGCCACAGGAUCAUGUAAUACUCAAGGCGGCUGUGCUGCUGCCGCGUUAUCUAACACUGCAACAAGAUGCAUGAACAAUCGCUACUGCGCUGUGU